This is a messenger RNA of Rhincodon typus (whale shark), 2055 nucleotides long. RefSeq names its product exosome component 6 (gene exosc6). The transcript has 2 exons. The coding region runs from base 85 to 915 and encodes 276 amino acids. Gene Ontology annotation, cellular component: nucleolus; nuclear exosome (RNase complex); cytoplasmic exosome (RNase complex). Gene Ontology annotation, biological process: nuclear mRNA surveillance; poly(A)-dependent snoRNA 3'-end processing; U4 snRNA 3'-end processing. Lineage: Eukaryota; Metazoa; Chordata; Chondrichthyes; Orectolobiformes; Rhincodontidae. The record is from RefSeq and is a predicted model, not a curated record.
UAGGUGGGAGCAUCUUGCGACGGGGGCUGCCUUGUUGUGCGCGGCCUGGUCGAGGCUCCGGAGCCUGGAGUGAGUCGGUACCAGAUGCCGGUCGACACCAAGCGAGUUCGAGGCCCGGAGGAUUCGCAGUCGCCGCUGCUGUUUGUGGCGGGAGAUGCGGCUCCGAGCGCGGUGCCGGGCCGGGCCCGGGUUCGGGCUGAUGGGCGGUCAGCGGCUGAGCCGAGGCCGGUGUUUGCUCGGGCCGGCCUGGUGAGUCAGGCGGACGGCUCGGUGUACGCCGAGUGCGGCCUCACUAAGGUGCUGUGCGCCGUUUACGGGCCCCGGGAGAGCGACAGGAAGGAGGAGCGGCGCCUGAGCGGGGCAACCCUGGGCUGCGAGUUCAGAUUCGCCCCAUUCUCUUGCAGGAAGAGAGCUGCCUGGAUUCAGGGCAGCUUGGAGAAGGAGUAUUCUUUGAUCAUGGAACAGAGCUUGCAGCCAGCUAUCUGCCUCCACAAGUACCCCAGGUCCCAGAUCGAAGUGUACGUGAUGGUUCUGGAGAAUGAUGGCUCCACCUUAGCAGCUGCUCUGACUUGUGCUUCCAUAGCACUGGCAGAAGCAGGCAUCGAGAUGUUCGACGUGGUGGUGGGCUGCUCCUUGAGGCAGUGUGGAGAUGUCUCCCUUCUGGACCCAACAGCAGCCGAGGAGUACAGUGCAGCCUGCUCACAGGCCGUAAAUAAUGGCAGCUUGACUGUGGCUCUGCUGCCCACACUCAAUCAAAUCUCUGGGCUGGUCUCGAAAGGAGAGUGGGAGGAGCAGACAUCAGUAGAAGCAAUCAAGGCUUGCAUUGAGGGAUGUCAGAAGCUGUACUCUGUAGUCCAGCAGUGUCUAACCAAAUCAGUCAAGAGGAAAAUCCCACAGCUUGUCAGUAAAGAUUAGAUGAACUUUUAUUCAUGGACAUUCUAGUAAAUGCUUUCUUUAAAAAAAAAUGUUUUUUUACUGUUCCAUUUACUACAUUUUAUACAAGUUGCAGAAUAUCCUUUGUUAAGAUUUAACUAAAAUUGAACCACCACACGGUAUUGGAUUGAAGUGUGAGGUUCAGCUCUGUCUAUGCUGAGUUGCCUGAUCUGCAGUGGUGCUGAAGUUGAGCUUCAGUGCAGGAAGGGAUAAUCGGGCCAGGGUUCCUGAAGCUGAUUGUUCAGUCUCUCCUGUUGGAAGUGUGGGACGUUGGGCCUCAAUUCCCUGCUGUCUGGUCUUGAGCAGUGAGGGUGGAGUUGUGCUGCAGUAAAACUUGAUCUCCGGGUGAAGAAGAGAGAAUAUAUGCAAUUCAAGCUAAAGUGGUAGGGGACUUUGCCCUCACUGCUUAUUUUUUGCCCUGCCACAGUAUUUAUUUCAGUACUUCCUCACUGAACAGAUUUCAACUCUGAGGGCCUAAGGAUUACACAGUGCAGUCUGUCUGGGAUCAGUCAAGUAUUUAUCCUUUCCAGUCCUUGUGAGUUAUUAAAACAAGCAGUUUAUUUGGUGCAUACAUAUCUUCUCCAACUGGUACAAACACAACACUGGAGGAACUCAACUGGUCUGGGAGCAUCUGUGGAGAGAGAAGCAGAGUUUAGUUUUGAGUUUGGUAUGACCUCCUUCAUACUCCAUGUUCUCCAAUUGGUCCCAUAUAGAGCUCUUUCUUCUACUGUGGGUAGAGACAAGGCACUCUUGGUACAGAGAAUUUACAUCCAGUGUCGUCUAAGGCUUUUGCUUUGAAAUGGAUCCCAGCCUGAUGAAGUGAAUGGUUACUGGUUUAAGGCCAUUCUGUUAAAUGAGCUUGGGGAUAGUCUCAACUUGGUGGUCAGUGGCUAUCAGCCACUGACAGCUGUGAUGAAUACUUCACCCAACUGCAGAAGCACAGUACAAGGCAGAUUAACGGGCACAGCUCUUUGUUCCUCUCCCAACUUUGUAAUGUGCUAGACCUGGACACCCUUGGAUAUGAGUGUUCAGGGUGGGAAAUGUCCAUCCAGUCUAUUCAUUCACUAACUUGUCUGUUUACUAUAUUUUUUUAACAAAUAAAAUCAAAAUUCUUGACCAUUC